GGAAAUUUUUGCUGUCAAAUCUCUGUGGUCAUAUAUGGAGAUUGAAAAUUUUUGACAUGGAAGCACUGACCACGCUCGGCGGGCAACUCUGUAAAUAUGGCGUACUAUGGGCAACAAGCUGCACCCGGAGUUGAUCCGAAUUUCUUGUGGGGAGUGUUUCAAAAGUGAGUACUUUGAUAAAACUAUGCUUUAGCGAUUGCUGUGAACUUUCUAGUUCUAAAGAUGUGACUUUAUUGUCUUGUAUUAUAGCGUUGAUCGGGAUCGAAGCGGUUCUAUUUCUGCGAACGAAUUGCAACAAGCUUUGUCAAAUGGUAUGACAGUGCGAUAUAUUUAUAUUUGUAUUAUUGAAGUUUUUUGAUAUUGGACUCUCGUUUGUUUGCGUGAAACCCUUUGCGAAAGUUAAAUACACUAGCAUUUAUUUUAUGUAAUUAUUGACAGGAAGAAAUACUGAACAGUAUUAAAAAUACUGUUUACAGUAGUAUUUCUCUCUUCGCUCUUUUAUAAACUUUUAUAUAAAAUCAAAUUAGAACUGUCAAAUGUAUCAAUUUGAGUGCGGGAAUCCAGAUAUUUGCACGGCUAAUUUAUAUUAGUUAGCAUUAAAAUUCCAUAUAGAAGAUAGUUGAAUUAAAAUUGCUGUAGAAGAACAAAUGCCAUGGCUUAUAAGUUUGUGGAAUCACCACAAUGUGUUUUGUGGCCCCUCUACCACCAUCAGUCUUGGAUCCACAAAACACACUGUUUCCCUCGGUCUCAGUAAAUAAGUGUUUUGUUAUAUCAUAAAGCUGCUCCCGAUUAAACGACUAAUCGAUUAUUUUCCCACAGUCGAUUAUGCUUAACAGUAAUCAGAUCAUCUACAGUAUAGCACCACACACCAUACUGGAAAGUUCGUAUGUUACGCCGAAUAUAUUCGGCGUAUAAUUUAGUCGACUGCGCCAAAAUUGGCGUAAUUUUGCCUCUUUAUUUGGCCAUAUCAAACUGGCGUGGCGUAAACAGAUCAUCUCAGAAGUAGUUGGCGUAAAAGUCUAAAAUAUGUACUUUAAUCCAACUUCACAACCCGUAAAUGUAUAAGGAUUAGGGAAACUAAGAAUUGAAUGAAAGUUUCAUUUAAUCCUUUAUUUAUUAUUAAAGGGGAAGUCAAGUCGGUUUGUUUACAUUUUGAACUGCUGUAUUUUUUAAAAUAUGAUGUACUGUUUGAAUAUCUAACACCAUUUUGGUUUGUUAUGCUCCUACAUGAAUAUGAAAUAGAGUUUAUGUUCAGAAAAAUUUGAAACAUUCAAAAUUUGGGCAAUGUUUACCUCAGAGGGCCCUCACAUUGUUAUGCGCAGGACCGAUGCGCAGAACGGACUUGACUUCCCCUUUAACACACGGUGAUUUAAUAACACGAUUCGAAUUUUGCCCUCGAUCGUUAUGUCAUUACCCCAGGGCUUCCAUUUUGAAGGAAAUUUCCUUUUUGAAGAAAACUUUAACUAGUUGAUUCUAGUUGAAGGAAAUUAUAAGGAAAUUCGAAUCUGAAGGAAAUUUGAAGGUAAUUUCGGAAGAUUGAAGGAAAUGUUAAGGAAAUUGCCUUAUUUCUAAAAAACCCUAAGAAUACGGCAAUUGUCAAGGAAAUGUGCUUCAAAAUAUGCUGAAAAUCCUGUCCUACAAGAUGCAAAAUCUGAAAAUUUUCUGGGGGAGGACCCCCAGGUCCCCCUGGUUAUUCUCCUUCGUGUUAAUCUAUGCAAACUCUUUGUCUCUCCCCUUUGAUAAAUUAGCCCCUGUAACGUCUAUGUUCCUUCUAGAACAAGAAAUACCCUGUUAUUCGAGAUAAAUUACUAUAAAAUCAGUUUUAAAUUAGGUAAAAUUGAAUAAUUUUUAUUGCAAGGAAAUUUUUUCAAAAAUAAGGAAAUUUUGAACGGUUGGAAGGAAAUUAUGUUUAUUGAAAAUGGAAGCACUGCAUUACUCAUUACUUCAUGUAAUUUGAUCCAACUGUAGAACAUGGUUUAUAUUUCAUGUACUUUUGACAUUGUCAAUGUAUUGUAGUCUACACGAGAAUAGGGUCUGGGACUGGACUACAGAUAAUUAUGUUGUAUUUUCAUAUUUUGUUUGGGGGGGGGGGGGUACAAUGUUAAUUGUUAAACUCGUAGACUUAAUAGACUUCGUCAGUUUAGCCGUUUAGGUCUUUGGCGUAAGAAUAUCACACGCUUUGGCGUAUAAAAUUAAGGUAGAAAACAGUCGGCGGAAAUAUUCGGCGUGUGAAUUACGAACUUUCCAGUAUGGACCACACAGCGUGAUGUGGGAAUGAGUUCAUUUCUUUCCAGAUUAAUUAAAAAAAUUGCGACAAGAUUGUGAUUAAAAUAUUAAGUGACAAACGAUGGCAGGCCUUAAAAUAUUUUUUACAGGGCAGUUUGACAAAAUGUCCGGUGACGUUGAGUUUGGGUCGGACAUACAGUAUGUCCGAUGAUCUUCAGUUCAGUUUUGGCUCGGAAAUAAGUCUGAAUGACACAAAUGAAUAAACUGUAAAUGUUGUAAAGAUAUUAAAUAAUUUGUUUCUUUCAUACUUAUUUCCAAGCCAAAAUUAACUUGCUUGCCAGAACAGCAGUGUUAAAAAAUGACUUUGACAACUAUGGACAACUUAAGCCCGUUUUCCACUUCACCAUUUCGCUCGCCGCCCCGCACUCGACUAUGUUAAAACAACAUUUCCAGUUCACCUUUUAUACAAUAGUACUCUAAUUUUCCAUUUAACAUACAAGCCUCUAGUCGUGGCUAGGGUACAUUUUGAUUUAUGUCGGACAAAGCUACAGUUCGGUCGGACACCAAUUCACUUGGGUCAGACAAAUAAUAAACCUCAGUUUCACGUUGGUCGGACAGAAUGUCCGGUGGUUUCCUCUCUACGUUGGACAAUUUAACGAAUGGGUCGGACAACGUAUGUGACCGAUCGAUAUUUUAAGGCCUGAACAAUGGUCAAAUACUGUAUCAAAUUCAUUUGCAGCAUGCAAAGUUUACCAUAGUCUGAUUGGGUUUACCAGUGCUGUCAAAAUGUCUUUACUGUCGUUCCAAUUGAAGUGUUGCUAAAAUAUUGAUUCAAUACAUUACCUCGUGCUGACCAAUUCAUUUGAUUAAGUUCCUCGAGAUAUUCAUACACUUCCUGUGAAAGAGCCAAUUCCAAGUAUGUGAUCAUUUCUGGUCACUUCCUUUCUAUUUAUGAUUGGUUAGUUGCACAAACAACAAAGGUGAUUGGUGCAUUCAAACUAUUCAACAGGAAGUUUACAAUUAUACUAGGAAGUGUAUGAAUAUAUCGAGGAACUUGAUGAAAUGAAUUGGUCAGCCCGAGGUAAUGUUUUGAAUCAAUAUUUGAGCAACACUUCAAUUGGAACGACAGUAAAGUUUUUUUAUUAGAAGAAUUUAUUACCAUUGUGUCCAACAUUGCUGCAUGCGGACAUAAACCAAUUACUGUAUCCAUAAGAGUCUGAGUCUCGCAAAUUUACUCAGGAAUGUCAAAGGUAAACAACUAAAGUAAACAUCCUUAAUAUUGUCUCUGCACAUGCCAUGUCUCUUGUGUGAAGUGUUAAGAGCACUUUCAUUUUAAACACAGAUUUAAAACAUUUACAUUGACUGGUGGAACCCCCAAAAAUUUAGUAAAAAAUUUCAUUACAAUUUAAUAUUUACAAGCGUGUCAUGCUACCAUGGGCAUGUCAUAUUUAAAUUAAUUAUCAAUUGGUAAUCGAUUGGUGACAACGAUUAAUCGAUUACGAAAAUAAACCGAUGGGAGCAGCUCUAUUAUAUCGUGUAUAAGUGUCGAAGUAUGAUAAUUCAUGGGUUAUUGGAGUGAAUUUUGAAACCAAAACUGGAUAAAUGGAACAUCGUAAAUGUUUAAUUGAUAAAAAGGUUUAUUAAAUUGAACUUUGGAACUUCAUGGUUGAUGUGCAUACACGCUACACCCAUUUGAUUGUGGACCGGUCUGUAAAUCAACCGAUCAAUGAUCAGCAAGAAAUUGCUUAUGAUCAGCGGAAAAGCAGGAUUUCCAAACGCGUAAAAGCAGUCAGUAUAUUACAAGAUUGAAAUCAUAUUUUCACUGAAAGGGAGAUUAUAAGAUAGAUAGAUUAUGGAGCUCUAAAAUGAACAUAAAAUGUUAAAAAUUAAUUGCAAUUUAAACAAAUAUUUCAUAUAUUCUGUUACAUUGACCUUCAUUCGGUUGGUUGUGACCUUGUUUACAUUUGAAUAAAUUGACUGUUGAGUAAUGAAUUUCUGACGUUUAAUUCAAAUCUGUGCACCUGAUUGGAUAAUAAAAUUAGAAAUCCAUAUACAAAAAUAAACUGAUAACAAAAACAUGAACUCGUGUGACCAAAAUGAUGAAACUGAGUUUCAGAUCACUCAUUGAACAAAAAUUGAAUUUGGAAUUAUCAAACGUCUUUUCCCACUUGAAAUUCCUAGCGGCGAUGUUGACAGUUUAAUAGUGAUUUUCAUAAUAUUUAUAUAAAAGAUUUCAAAAGUUUGCUCAUUAGAAAAAUUGGGUACCAGAUAAGUGUUGCGAGAUUGUCAUGUACCGUAGACAAAAAUAUAUAAUUUAUUUGUCUGUUUUUAGUACGCUAAACAUAUUGUCAGGUGACUUGCACUUUAAAAGUUUCAAUUUAGCUCAGCUGGUGCUAGGCCACCUAAAUGUCACUUCAGAAACAUAAUAUUCCUAAACCUUCGGUCUGAUUGUUGCAGGCUAACUGAAAUUUCCAAUUUUGUUAAAUUGCCGAAUUUUUUAACUGGCUAGCACCCUUCUCAUGGCCAUAUGCCAACAAAUUUGUGUCAUAAAAUAUGUGCUCUACUAUCAGUUAACCAGCUUAUUAUACCACUCUGUCUAACACCAGAUUAUUGUAAACUAGUGAUGAUCUGUAAAGUUUGAGAGGGAAAUAAUGACCUAAUAAUUGCCCCUGACUAAUCAGCCCCCCCCCCCCAAAUAUAGAAUUGCUUCCUUAACGAUAGUGCUCGUCAAGGGAAGAGUGCUGGCGCUUAAUGUUGUAAUUGACAAAAUGAAUUCUUGCAUUAUUAGGCUCCUGGACUCCAUUUAAUCCUGAAACUGUUAGACUUAUGAUUGGUGAGUAAUGAAAUAAAUAAUAUAGUCUGAGUAAUGUUCUUCAAAUACAGUAAUCAUAACCAUGGACAAUUGGAAUUUUAAUUAAAAGAAAAUUCUAAUUUCAAACCCUGUUUUGCUCUGCAGAGCAAAAAAUGAUAAUAAAAUGACACAUUGGCGUGUGUUGGAGUUGAUAAUUUAGUGGUUAUUUACUCUGAUGUUUAUAAAUGUUUAUAUUAACCCAUUGAGUUGAAUUGUGCCCUAAUACACCUUUAUUAUUGUACUUUAUUAUUUUACUCUGUCUAAUGCCAGACAAUUUUAAUUGUCAGGGGGAGAUCACUGGCUCUAAAUGGAUUAAUGAAAAAAUUGGACCAAACAUUAAAUAAACAAUUUUUAUUUCUACAGGAUUGUUUGACCGUGAUAAUAAUGGCACUAUAAAUUUCCAGGAAUUUGGAAGCUUAUGGAAGUAUAUAACGGACUGGCAAAAAACUUUCCGAACUUAUGAUCGUGAUAACUCGGGAAGCAUUGAUAAGAAUGAAUUACAAAGUGGUAAAUACACUUACAUUUUAUUUAAAGGUGAUCUACAGUCCGAUCUGCGCAUGUGCACAAAGGAGCCCACUUUUUAUGAUACAAACAGUUUAACUAUGUUUUGGGUUCAUGCAAAGCCUGAUUGUUGUUUCUUGGCAAAGGCAAUGUAAACAAAGGCUUUGUUUACAUACGGACUGUAGAUCACCUUUAAAGCAUCAUUGGGGGUGAAUCAUAAAUGUUCGAAUCUCUUGGGCAAUUGUAUUAAAUAAAGGGAUUCUCAGAUAAGGGGAAUUUACAGUAUUUAUUCUGGCAUAGAGCAGUAAUGUAAGCAUGCAAAUUAACAGCCUACAAAAAAAAUUAGUUAGCAUCCUUUAACAAUUCCAUGGAACUAUUUGUAGGCCAACUUUUCAGUCAAUAUUUUAAACGCUUGGAAUAUCUUGCUGAUCGAAUGGCUUUUCAGAUAAAUGUCUUGACAGAGAAAGACCAAACAGUCAAAACAAAAGAAAGUUUUUAGGUUGAAACUAGCAUACUGAGUUGGCUAUAAUAUUUGAAAGUAAUUGUAGGCCAGAAAAAAUUGUUAAUUCUGAAUAAUAUAAAGUAUUAUCCAUGGCAAAGUUUUAUGUAUGAAAUUGAAGAAGUAGUUGGUAUGCCUAGCGUUUCCAGAAAAAUCUGCACUCACCUGUUGUAACCCAUGAGCUGAAUGAUGUUGUGCACAUACAGUAUACAUGUAACAUGUAAAACAAUUCGGGCAGAUAUUCUUCUGGUAAUGAUUGUGGGUAGUGGAUUCAAUAAUUGUUUUUCACUGAAUAUUUUCAUUUUUUUUACAGCGCUGACAAGUUUUGGUAAGUAUUGAAUUUUUAUUUUGUGAAGAUUAGUGUUGGACAAUCAUUGUCCAAAUUAUUUAACAUCGUAUAUAAAGUAUUUCAAGGAUAAUACUCAUACUGUAAGUAUCAUAGUGAGAAAUUCAACUUGUAAAUCUUUGAAUUUGAAAACAAAAAUUCAAUUCCAAUGAUUGUUCUUGAAUUUGUAAAGAAGUACUUGAAAGUCCUUAAAUUUUUCUUGCUUUAAAUUAGUUUAUAUGGAUGUAUUGCACCCUUUUUGAAUUUUACUGACUACUAAAUGACUUCUGCAUGUCAAAAUGAUCAAGAUGACGAGAAUGCAGGAAAUGCCAUUUCAGAAACUCGACAGUACUCAGUAGAUUUCAAAUCCAGAGACCCGUAUCAAGUUCUCUAGCCUCCCCUCCCCCUCCCCCCCUUCCAAACAAACCGGUGUUCUGCUGAAUCUGAUAGAUGCAAAAACGGAGAGGUCCCAUGACCGUGUGGCAUGUGGUAACAUCUGACAACAUCUGGCAAGCCUCGUGAUAAUUUUUCUUAAGCAUGCAGGUGAUUUUGGAAACAGAGGCUAAGGCUAAAUCCAAGUGUUCUUGUUUAACCAAUGCUUAACUCCAUAUAACAAGCCAUUGCCACAUUCAUGUAAAGUUAGGUGCAUUUUAGGAGAGCUUUGUCUCGUUCAUUCUGUAGGUUUUAGGUUAUCUGAGAGAUUUUAUGGAGUUCUCUUGCGAAAGUUUGAUCGCAGUGGUCAAGGAGUGAUCAAGUUUGAUGAUUUCAUCCAGUGUUGUGUUGUCAUUCAGGUCAGUUGGCAUUGAAAUUUUAAAUUUUUAACACCGUCCAAUAGCAACGGGAUUCUAAGAACUUGAAAUCUGUUAUCCACUCAGGAAAGCUAGUGUCUUACAUUUUGAUGGUGUGUGUCGUAGCGAGCGGUGGACAUAGUAUCCAUUGGGAUACUAAAUAAAUUUCUCUUCACAGAGAUAUCUCUGUUGUUUAUAAUUAAGUUUUCUGACAAGUCUUCUUGAAUCUUGGUCAUAAUAAAAACAUUGCCAGAGAUUCAUUAUUUUAUCAAAUUCAUUUUAUAGUAUUAAAUUUAUUUACAUUAUCAAUUGAAAAAUGAAAAAUAGCACCCCCUCACCCCCGCUGCACCCCUCUGGUCAGGCCACAACCCCUUCCCCUCCCCCAGGCUGUUGUCAUUCGAUCUUUCAUCUCAUGAAAAUAUUUUUACCAUGACCGUCAUUAUUUCGCUCCAGCGUAUUGUAAUGUAAAUAUAAUGACGAUCAAAACUUUCUAUAAUGUUCUAGACUCUUACUCAAGCAUUCCAGAACUAUGACACCAACAGAAAUGGAUGGAUACAAAUAAACUACGAACAAUUUCUUAGCUUAGUUUUUACACUUAAAGUAUAAACAUUUUUGCCACUGUAAUACGUGUAAGCUGUACGAUCGUAACUUAAAUGAUUGUAUAGGAAAUAAGAUAACCACAGUAAUUGAGUAAAUCGUUAAUUAGACAUGCAGAAUAACAGAAUAGUUGCAGUAUAGUUGCAGGAUGUAAGUGAUAGCAAUAGCCGCGCUAAGCAGCAUGUUUUCGUGUCCUGGGCAAAUUAUUUAAUUGACAAAUUCCGUUGCGGAAACAUUGUUUCCUAGCCAUGUUCUCUGAAGGUUGUACUCUAUAGGUGCUAUCCUAGACUCUAAAAACAUCCUUGUUAACUUGGGGCCUGUCCAUAUGGGGAAAGUUAUCCCGGUUAGCGAGAAAACAUUUUGACAAGUUUACAAGCGAGAUCUCGUCUUGUUAUGAAAUAAUAUCUAAUAUGAAAAGUUACACUGCGUUCAUAUGAGACGAAAAGUGUACCGAGAUCUCGCUUGUUGACAGGCGAGAUCUCGUUGACCAGGAUAAUGUUUUUUUCCCAUAUGAACACAACAUGCCACAACUUUCCCGCUUAGCGGGAAAACUUUCCGUCCUGUGAGCAACUUUUCUGUUUUUAAAAUGUAUUUUAUUGUGAUUUUUUUUAACUUUUCCCGCCUUCCGCGUCACACCAGUGCUACGUCACAGCCGGAAACUUUACCCGGUAAGCGGGACAACAUUUCUCCAUAUGAACAGAGCAAAAUUAUUUGGCUAGUCAAAAUGUUUUAUCGCUAAUCGGGAUAACUUUUCCCCAUAUGAACCCUAAAUGGCCCUAAAUGUUCUUAGGUUAAAUUGAUUAUAGUCCUGGGGGCGGUUGUACCAAGGUCGUUAACUUAGUCGUUGAUUGGUAUACUGUAACUCAGAUUAAAGUUCAGUAUUUAUAAGUUAAGGUUUCUUAUGUACUACAUACUAGUAGUAUGUGGUUUAUACCUAUAGUUUUACAGCCAUUUAGGUAUUUUUACAAAGGUUGAAGAAAUCACCAUCCGGGGUCGGGGGAGAUACCAUGCUAUCCGGCCUUCGUACAACCAACACCUGCCUAAUUUAACCAGGAUUCAAGAAUUCCUGCCAAUACAUAUCCUAGGGCGCUUUCCUUUAACACGGCCAAACCGGUCAGAACGGUCAAAUUGUUGAAUGAUAGACAAAACAUUUGGACUUCGGAUCCCUAUCUGACAGGAAAAUUUUGAUAACAUUAGAAUGAGGUCCAUUUUCGCUAGAUAUUUGAGAAACAUAGACCAGAUCUUUCCAUUGAUACAGAG
This is a messenger RNA of Paramuricea clavata, 9047 nucleotides long. NCBI's taxonomy places the organism in Eukaryota, Metazoa, Cnidaria, Anthozoa, Malacalcyonacea, Plexauridae. The record is from the annotation of a GenBank genome assembly.